AUGCCGCAGACCCUGCAGGCCUCUGCUGGUGCAUUGCAGAAUCUUGCUGCAUGCCAGUUCGACCCGUCGGUCAAUGUUCGGGCCUGUGUGCGCACGGAAAAGGGCCUACCGGUGCUUGUCGAGUUGCUUCGAUUGCAUGAUGAUAAAGUUGUUUGUGCUGUUACAACAGCACUGCGAAAUCUCUCUCUCGAUCAGCGAAAUCGCGAACUGAUUGGCAAAUAUGCAAUGAAGGAUUUGGUUGCAAAAUUACCUCAAGCAGGUCAGGGGUGUCGCGAUCCCAGCGUAAGCGAUGCAACUGUUGGAGCAGUCCUGGGCAUACUUUUCGAAACCGUCAGACAUUCCGCAGAUUUCACAAGGAACAUUCAUGAGUGUGGCGGAACUGAACGGCUGCGAAGUUUGGCUAGUUCUUAUCCUGUUUAUAGCGGUCGUAUCUGCAAAUACGCAUCGCAGGUUCUGUGGAUUUUGGUUUGA
Molecule: messenger RNA, 471 nt
Organism: Gongylonema pulchrum
Lineage: Eukaryota; Metazoa; Nematoda; Chromadorea; Rhabditida; Gongylonematidae
Source: the annotation of a GenBank genome assembly